UGGUCUCCAGACUGGAACAGUUUCACUUCCUCUUUGUGCUGAGCUGCUGCUGCCGUCCGGCCGCCUCGCUCCAUCAGUCCAUCGCUCUGCGGCAGACACAGCGACCGGACAGACAGACAGACAGACUGCAGGAGGAAAGCUACAGGACCUGCACAUGGCUGCCCAGUGGCUGAGUUGCGGUGUUGCGGCGCUGCUGCUGACGCUCCACGUCGCUCCAGUCGUCACGCAGUCGACCUGCGAUGCGUCCGGCCGCCCGGGGAUCCCUGGGAUCCCGGGAACCCACGGCUCCAACGGCCGGGACGGUCCCAAAGGGGAGAAGGGCGACUCCGGUGAGGCGGGGCAGCCUGUACAGGGCCAGAAGGGGGCGACAGGCGGGUUGGGCCCCCCAGGACGUCCCGGUCUGAAAGGCGACCCGGGGGAGCCCGGGCCCCCGGGGUCUGCAGGCACGCCGGGGCCGAAGGGAAAAACGCUCGGCUCCAGCAACGAGAAGAAAUCGUUCUUCUCCCAGUACCGCUGGGCCUCGCCCAUGCCAGACAUCGACACGCCGCUCAUCUUCAACAGAGAGUUUCUGUCCGACCUGGAGCCACAGCAGCAAGGAGAGCAGCUAACCAACGGCGUGUUCAGCUGCACCACGAAGGGGGUUUAUUUCUUCACCUACCACAUUACAGCCAGAUCACAGGUGUGUCUGAAGCUAAUGAAGGGGACGGAGAGUAAAGUAACCUACUGUGACACGGCGGAGGGGUUCCUGGUGUCGGCCGGCUCCACGGUCCUGGAGCUGGACGUGGGCGAUGAGGUGUCGCUUCACACCACCAAGCAGAACAGCGUCAUCCCGCAGCACACCAGCGCCAGCCACACCUUCACCGGCUUCCUGCUCUUCCCCACCAGCUAGACCCAGAGCCUCCACACGCCUCCCGGCCGUCCUGCUCUGGGACGGGGGUCCGCGCUCGUGAGCGGCCUUUAACUGAAUCUUUGAUCUGGGUAAAUACACAUCAGUGGAAAACAGAAAAGACCUGCAAACUGUACUUUUGUUUAUUAUAUACUUUUAUUCUGUACUGCACUUUUGACUGUACUUUUAUUCUGUACAACAGAAUAAACUUUUCAAUCCC
Messenger RNA from Myripristis murdjan (pinecone soldierfish), 1106 nucleotides. It is a transcript of the gene c1qb, whose product is annotated as complement component 1, q subcomponent, B chain. Lineage: Eukaryota; Metazoa; Chordata; Actinopteri; Holocentriformes; Holocentridae. The record is from RefSeq and is a predicted model, not a curated record. Gene Ontology annotation, molecular function: protein binding. The transcript is spliced from 5 exons. The coding region runs from base 155 to 889 and encodes 244 amino acids.